UAAGUUUGCCAGAUGGAUGUGAAGUGUCUUGUAAAGAAUAUCAUUAACGAUUUUAUUAAAUAACUUUUAUCGAGUACAUAAAAUCAUGGAGGGUCAACAAUUUUGUUUACGAUGGCAUAAUUUUCAAAACACAUUAUUGAGUUCUCUUCCUAAGCUGCUUGAUGGUGGUUAUUUAACAGAUGUCACAUUAAGUGCUGGUGGUAGACAUAUACAUGCACAUAAAAUUAUUCUCUCUGCUUGUAGUUAUUAUUUUAAAGAAUUGUUUAAGGACCUAGGUUCUUUGCAACAUCCUAUAAUUGUUUUACCAGGAAUGGAAUAUGCAAAUUUAUGCGCAUUAGUUACAUUCAUGUAUAAUGGUGAAGUGAAUAUUUAUCAAGAACAGUUACCUGCACUUUUGGCAAUGGCAGAUACAUUACAUAUUCGUGGAUUAGCUGAUAUAGCUGGGAAAAAUUCGAGACACGAUAAUGGUUUAUACAUUCAGCCUCCACCAGCGCAACUACAGGAAAAAGCAUUAGCUGAAACAUCGAUAAAAAAAGAAAAUAAAGAUAACAUUACAAGUGGUGGAGAAUCUUUAGAAACGGUUUUGGAAACAGAAACAGCUGAAAACAUGGAAGAAUCAUUUAAUGAUCAAGAAAGUAUACCAUAUUGUGUAAAAACUAAACCCUAUUACUCCAUUAAUGCAAAGUUAAAUCAAAGAGAAAAAGUCAGUAUUCCUCCUAUUACUACUUCUACCAACAAAUACACUGAGAAAGCAUAUUCAGAAAGUGGAAUGGAUGAAAGUACUCCCGUUUUGGAAGAUCAAAUUACACCAGUUGAAGAAACAAAACCUCCUCCUGUUUGGGAUUCUAAUUUUAAGUUUCUUUCGAGUUCUGUGAGCGGUAGAACUUCUCAGAAUUACAACAAAUCUAGUGUUACUUGUCUUAUCUGUGGAAAACAAUUGAGUAAUCAGUAUAAUUUGCGGGUACAUAUGGAAACUCACAGUAAUAGUUCGUAUAGUUGUACAGCUUGUUCACAUGUAUCAAGAUCACGAGACGCCCUUCGAAAACAUGUUUCUUACAGACAUCCAGUAGCGUCGUCACAGAAACGAUCAAGAUAUAGUACAUCGAAAUUAUAGAUUCUGGUUUUAUUCUAGAUAUUUUGAUUUAUAUUAUAUUCU
Molecule: messenger RNA, 1156 nt
Organism: Eufriesea mexicana
Lineage: Eukaryota; Metazoa; Arthropoda; Insecta; Hymenoptera; Apidae
Product: protein abrupt
Exons: 4
Coding region: 86-1114 (342 amino acids)
Biological process (GO): regulation of transcription by RNA polymerase II
Cellular component (GO): nucleus
Molecular function (GO): protein binding
Source: RefSeq, a predicted model, not a curated record